GCGAGUGAGCCGGAGACAGAGGGGGGGCAGUGUGUGAAUGAGAGCGAGCGAGAGAGAGUGAGAGAGAGAGAGCGCAAGAGAGGAGAGAGGACCAGAGCAUCUUUCUUGGAGCAUCCUUAGGGUACCAUCCCGGCGCCAUGAGUAAGCUCAGCUCCAAUGAGUCACCGUCCCCCAGUGAGAUUCCAGGCCAGGAAGAAAAAGACAAAGCGGGGAGUGCCAAGAAGGUGGUAGAAGCAGAAGAAGAGGAAGUAGACAUUGACCUGAAUGCGCCCGAGACGGAGAAGGCCGCCCUCGCCAUCCAGGGGAAGUUCCGGCGCUUCCAGAAACGGAAAAAGGACCCCAGUCCCUGAACGGCAGCAGCUGCAGCGGCACCAAACCCACCUCUCCCGUCUCCCAUGCCACCCCCACCCCUCCGCCACGACACACAGCCUGCCUUACCCUAACGUCCCCUUAUCCUACCCAUAUUAGGUGGGGCUAGUGGUAUUUAUUUUUUGCACGUACUGUAAUAUAUUCAAAGCAAGGGUGGGGCUUGGACCCUCUCCGGAGUUUGGGGAGGGGGGGUAACAAACAAAACAGGGGGCUACCCUCAAGCUCACGUGCCACUCACCCACGGGAGGGCGCUCCCACUUUCCAAUAGCCAUGAUGAUAGCCGCGUAGCCAACGUCCCUUCACUGAAAGCCAUUGAGAAAGCGCUAGAUUGCAGUGGGCAGGGUGGGGAGAAGCAGGGAAGGGAAGGGGGCAGGCCAGCCUUGGGACAGGGGUAGAGAAGAUAGCCAUUGCUAGACUUGUAAUAUUUUAAUGUGUUUUUAAAAAAUGUCUGCACUUUGAAAAAUUAAGCCUGCUGCUACCCCCACUGUGGUUUGGCGGGUCAGGCCAGACUUGCCCACUGCCCAAUUCAGGGUUUGUUUGCUAGUAAACAAAAUGAAAAGCCUUAUAGCUGCUCUUCCCCCACCCCCUCCAAUAUAUAGAGAUAUAUAGAUAUAUAAUUAUAAUAAUAGUUUUUUAUUUAUAUGCUACCCAUCUGACUCUGGGUGGCUUCCAGCAAAAUAUAAAAACAGCAUAAAACAUUAAAAACUUCCAUAUACAGGGCUGCCUUCAGGUGUCUUCUACAAGUCAUGUAUGUUUGGCAUCUGAUGAGAGGGCGUUCCACAUAUAUUUGGGAUCAGGAAAGCAAUUCCUAUUAGAAAUGGCAAAUUAAAAAGCCAGUCUGAGAACAUUCAUAGGGGGAAAAGAUAAGAUAUUUAUAGGUUUUGUGCUCCGAAACUGAACACCAUAGUAUUAGAUCCAAACAUUAAUGGCAUGAACGCCACCAUUGAGACACAAUCCACAAGUCUCCCCCCCCCCCGCCCCAGUGUGCAAAACACAAUCUCAUGUGAAAUCCUUAAGAGCAAAUGUUCAGAUUUCAAAAUCAUCAAUACUGAGAUAGCCAAACUUGUCAGGUUUUAAAUCUCUCAUUUUUAAAAUAUUAUUGCAUAUUUAUCCCACCUGUUCCUCCAGAGAGCUCAAG
Messenger RNA from Podarcis raffonei (Aeolian wall lizard), 1507 nucleotides. RefSeq names its product Purkinje cell protein 4 like 1 (gene PCP4L1). The record is from RefSeq and is a predicted model, not a curated record. Bases 138 to 350 code for a protein of 70 amino acids. The transcript has 3 exons. Lineage: Eukaryota; Metazoa; Chordata; Lepidosauria; Squamata; Lacertidae.